AUGAGGGUGAGGCAGGACGAGCUGGUGACUGCGAACCGCGCACUCUCCGCAAAAAAUGAGGCGUUGGAAAAAAAAGUUGCUGAUCUAGAACAGUAUUCUCGACUGAAUAAUGUUGAGAUAAAGGGUGUUCCGGUCACGCAAAAUGAAGAUUGCCUUGCAAUCGUGAAAACCAUUGGCAAUGCCAUCGGCUGCUCUGUUUCUCCCUCUGACUUGGACGUUGUCCAUCGUGUGGCCACAAAGUCUAAGGAGAAGAACAUUAUCGCUCGCUUUUGUUGCCGCGAGAAGAAAGGCGAGUUUGUUCGUAGGGCUCGCAAAGCCCGUCUACGUACUGGCCAAAUUGGCUUUUCUGGUUCCACUGAUGCUGCUGUGUUCGUUAAUGAUCACCUUACUGUCGAGAACAAACGCUUGUUUUCUAAGGCACUAGCCCUUAAGAAGGAGAAGAGCUGGCAGUUUUUAUGGACGGACAACUGCCAGAUUAAGGCUCGUCAGACUAGCAGCAGCAAAGUGUUCAUCUUAAAGUCUGAGAACGACCUUCGGGUUUUCAACUAA
Rhipicephalus microplus (southern cattle tick) is the source of this 549-nucleotide messenger RNA. RefSeq lists its product as uncharacterized. Lineage: Eukaryota; Metazoa; Arthropoda; Arachnida; Ixodida; Ixodidae. The record is from RefSeq and is a predicted model, not a curated record.